Messenger RNA from Orbilia oligospora ATCC 24927, 4533 nucleotides. RefSeq lists its product as uncharacterized. Gene Ontology annotation, molecular function: ABC-type transporter activity; ATP hydrolysis activity; ATP binding. The transcript has 7 exons. Gene Ontology annotation, biological process: transmembrane transport. The coding region runs from base 1 to 4533 and encodes 1510 amino acids. Gene Ontology annotation, cellular component: membrane. The record is from RefSeq and is a predicted model, not a curated record. NCBI's taxonomy places the organism in Eukaryota, Fungi, Ascomycota, Orbiliomycetes, Orbiliales, Orbiliaceae.
AUGGGUGUACGGUAUAUGAGCAGUAAUGGUAUCAGCCAGGACACUGCACAAACGUCACGAGUGGAAGUAGAUCAUACAAAAGCUGAAGACAACGUUAACGGGCAGCUUUUGCUCGCCCAAACUUCGUUCAGCGUGGCUUUCCCACAACCUCGAAGGCCAAACAGCAGUCAGGCCGGAAACACCAAUGACUCGCCAUCAGCACCGAUAUCAACAUCUGGCAUCGUCGCCGAUGAGAAACGACGUUCUUCCUCGGAUAUUGAUGCAAUUGCCAUUGAGAAGCAAAUCGAGGCUGAACCUCUGGAUUCCAAACUCGCGAUAGAGAAAACUAGGUCGACUGUAGAGUCAACCGCUGUAGAACCUCAAGAUGAGAAGGAUCUCAGGAAACCGAAGCCCUGGUACAGGCGGGACCCAUUUAAAUCGAAGGUACCCCCUCCGGUACCAGAAGUCAGGGUGGUCUCUCCGGAAAGAGACGCGAGUUUUUUCUCGAGACUCUUCUUCUGGUGGAUUAAUGACCUUAUGAUAACUGGGUACAAUCGUCCUUUGGAACUGAACGAUAUUCCACUUCUAGCACCAGAACAUCGAGUUGAAGCAUCAGUUGCUAAAAUCAUGGAGCAAUUCAAAAAGAGAGCUGCUCGUGGGGAUAAAUACCCUCUUUUCAUGUCUCUGAACCACGUCUUCCGUCAUCUAUAUUGGACUGCUGGUCUAUGUCGACUAGUAGCCGACCUUUUGUUGAUCUUAACUCCCCAGAUGCUCCGUUACCUUAUCACAUUCGUCCAAAACUCAUACUUUAGACGCCCCGAACCUCUCGGCAAGGGUGUCGGUUUAGCAAUUGGACUGGUACUCAUGCAAUGGACCGCCAGUGUCUGCAUAAACCAAUUCUUUUACAGAGGCAUGUUAACCGGCGGAAUGUCUAGAGCAUGCCUAAUCAGCAUGAUAUACGAGAAAAGUACUACUAUAUCUGCUCGCGCAAAGGCGGUUGGUAGGCUUGCCGACGCCGACGACUCAAGAGAAUUGUCCGCCAAAGAAAAGGCAAUGUUGGAAAAGGAAGAGAAGAAAAGACUGAAGAGAGCUAAAGGAGGCGCGAAUUUAGACGCCGUAACCGGAUACCCGAAUGGAAAAAUAGUUAAUCUUAUGGGCACGGAUACAUGGCGUGUCGACCAGGCGAGUUCCUGGAGCCAUAUGGUGUGGACCUCGCCUAUCCAGAUAUUUGUUUGUAUAGCUCUUCUUGUCGUCAAUGUUGGGGUUUCCGCCCUAGCCGGCCUGGGCCUACUCUUUGUCCUCGUUCCCUUCAUCGCGUGGGCUAUUUCCACCCUCGCUAAGAGGAGAAAAGCAAUGAACCAUAUCACGGACAAGCGGGUCAGUCUUACGCAGGAAAUCCUUCAAGGUGUUAGAUUUGUCAAGCUGUUCGGUUGGGAAGAGAGUUUCUUGAAGGAAUUGGGAACCCUACGACAUCGGGAGGUCCGGGCUAUCCAGUUCCUGUUGGCUAUCAGAAGUGCGGUUAAUGCUGUGUCUAUGUCUCUUCCGGUCUUUGCAUCCAUCCUUGCAUUCGUCACUUAUUCACUGCUCGAACCUGGUCUCGACCCUGCCAAAAUUUUUGCAUCAGUCACUCUUUUCAAUACCCUUCGUCUUCCACUAAAUUUUUUACCUAUUACUAUCGCAGAAUCAAUUGAUGCCUUCCUCUCUUUGAAGAGGAUACAGACAUAUCUUCUCCAAGAAGAUGAACCAGAAAAGCGAACCAUAAAUCCCGACCAAAAGGAAGCUUUCAUUCUCAAAGACGCUUCUUUUACAUGGGAAACCACGGCUCCAACAAAAAAGGACGAGCGUGGUAAAGAUGGAAAGAAGGCGAAAAAAGAGAAAUUAAAAGGAAAAUCAGAAAGACCUGUUCUUCAACCCGGUGGGCCCUUGUCUGGAGAAAAGGAGCUUCAACCCUUUUCAAUCCAGAACAUUACCCUUGAUAUCUCGAAGCGCGAACUCCUUGCCAUCGUUGGGACCGUCGGUUCUGGAAAAUCCUCCCUCUUGGCGGCCCUCGCAGGUGACAUGCGAAAGACAAGCGGAACAAUAACCCAAGGAGCCAGCAUGGCAUACUGCCCUCAAUCGGCAUGGAUUCAAAAUACCAGCGUAAGGGAAAACAUCCUCUUCGGCCGUCCGUUCGACCCAGUUUGGUAUGAAAAAGUUAUUGGGGCAUGCGCCUUAAAACCAGAUUUUGAACUAUUCCCGAACGGAGAUAUGACAGAGAUCGGAGAGCGUGGUAUCACUAUCAGUGGUGGUCAAAAGCAGCGAAUGAAUAUUGCUCGAGCGAUAUACCAUAAUUCGAAUAUCAUCCUUCUUGAUGAUCCCCUCAGUGCGGUUGAUGCCCACGUCGGACGUCAUAUGUUCAACGAGGCAAUCGGUGGUUUACUGAAAGACAAAUGCUGCGUACUUGUGACCCAUCAGCUGCACGUUCUCAACCGAUGCGACAGAAUCGUCCUGAUGGUAGACGGCAAGAUCAGCGCUGUCGGGACUUUUGACGACCUGAUGGCUACGAAUGAAGAAUUUAAGCAGAUGCUUUCAAUGACAGCCGCCGAAGAAGCCCCAGAGAAGAAAACCGAGGACAAUGAAGAAACAGACCCAUCCGAAGAAAAGAAGAAGAAGUCUAGAAACAAAGGGAAGGCACAGGGCCUCAUGCAACAGGAAGAGAGGGCUUCAAGCAAUGUAGGUUGGGGGGUUUACUAUGCGUAUAUCAAAGCUAGCGGAACAUUCCUUGUGGCACCCAUUAUCAUCAUCUUCCUCUUCCUAUCUCAGGUAGCUAAUAUUAUCGGCACUAUAUGGCUUUCGUGGUGGACGAGUGGUAGAUACCCUCUGUCAAAUGGUUCCUAUAUUGCAGGAUAUGUUGGCCUUGGUGUCGCACAAGCACUAUUCAUGUUCAUUUUCUCCUUAGCACUCACCAUUGCUGGUACCGAAGCUAGUAAGAAUCUCAUGAAGAGGGCCAUGAGAAGAGUAUUGCGAGCUCCAAUGUCAUUCUUCGACACCACACCUCUCGGACGUAUUGUCAAUCGAUUCUCAAAGGAUGUCGACGUCAUGGAUAACUACCUCACAGAUGCCAUGAGGAUGUACCUCUUCACCCUUGCGGCCACGUCUUGUACCUUUAUCAUGAUAAUUUUCGCUAUUGCUCUCGUCCCGCUCGGCGUAUUCUUCAUCUGGGCCGCUAGUUUCUACCGCGCUUCAGCUCGAGAAGUCAAACGUCACGAGGCAGUUCUCCGAUCUGACGUCUUCGCCAGAUUCGGCGAAGCUCUGAAUGGGACGGCCACAAUUAGAGCCUACGGUUUGCAAUCACAGUUCAAAACCGCAGUGAACGAAGCUAUAGACCAAAUGAACACUGCUUAUUUCACGACCUUCGCGAAUCAACGAUGGCUAGGCACGAGAAUUGAUAUUGUUUCCACCGGUCUUGUUCUUACAACAGUCAUCCUAGUGGUAGUAACAAGAUUCAGUACCAACCCCUCAACUUCGGGUCUCGUGCUCAGUUAUAUCCUCGCAGUCUACGGAUUGAUCCAAUUUAUGGUCAGACAGCUGGCAGAAGUCGAAAAUGCCAUGAACUCCACAGAAAGAAUCUACUACUAUGGUACCCAACUACCAGAGGAAUCACCCCUCCGAACAUCAAUCACACCAGCACCAACUUGGCCGGAAAAAGGCGAAAUCGUUUUCGACAACGUAAAAAUGCGGUACCGCGAGGGACUACCACUUGCCCUGCAUGGCUUUAACCUUCAUGUUCAAGGCGGGGAAAGAAUCGGCGUAGUGGGUAGGACUGGUGCCGGCAAAUCCAGUAUAAUGAGCACUUUAUUCCGUCUCGUCGAACUCGCUGAGGGUACCAUCACUGUAGACGGUGUAGAUAUCAGCAAGAUCGGUUUACAAGAUCUUAGAAGCAAAUUAAGCAUUAUUCCACAAGACCCUACACUCUUUCAAGGAACUGUUCGGAGCAAUCUGGACCCAUUCGAAGAGCACACGGAUCUCGAACUUUGGGAUGCUCUGAGACAAAGUUAUCUGGUGCUUCCCGAGGACCAGCAGCUAGGGGCAUCGACAAGUGCCUCUUCAACCGACCAACUAAGUGCACUCCCCGAAAUCAGCGGGAACGAUACCCCACCCGCCGACGGCCAAAUCAAACAACAGCAAAAGAAGAAAGAAAGAAUCACCCUCGACACUCCUGUAAUCGAGGAAGGUCUAAACUUCUCCCUCGGUCAACGACAGCUAAUGGCACUAGCAAGGGCGCUCGUCCGCGGCAGCCGGAUCAUCAUCUGCGACGAAGCCACGAGCAGCGUAGAUGAGGAAACGGACAGAAAGAUUCAGAAGACAAUGGCGGAAGGGUUUGGUUCUAGCACGGUUCUGUGUAUUGCGCAUAGACUCCGGACUAUCAUCACGUACGACCGAGUUGUUGUGCUAGAUAAAGGAAGAAUUGUAGAGGUUGAUACGCCGCUGAAAUUAUGGGAGAGUGGAGGGGUCUUUCGAGGAAUGUGUGAUAAGUCUAAGAUCCGGAGAGAAGACUUCGAUGGGAGUUAUUAA